This is a messenger RNA of Echinococcus granulosus, 2046 nucleotides long. Its product is annotated as DNA-binding death effector domain-containing protein. Lineage: Eukaryota; Metazoa; Platyhelminthes; Cestoda; Cyclophyllidea; Taeniidae. The record is from RefSeq and is a predicted model, not a curated record. Bases 1 to 2046 code for a protein of 681 amino acids. The transcript is spliced from 5 exons.
AUGGAUGGGAGUGGGCGGUACUCGCGUUCGUGGAAGUGCCAAAUCUCUGUUGGAGAACUUUACAGAUGGAUAUUAGCUAAACUGUCAGACAAAGAUAUUAAACGUGCUCUUCACAAGUACAGAGACCUCAUGCCUCGUCAAUCUGACUGGAACCGUAAACUUACUCAGGCAACCAAUAUUCCCGAGUUGGGUUUCCGCUACCUCUAUCGCUGUGGACAAAUAGAUGAAACUAACCACCGGACAAUGCAGAAAAUGCUUAAGUACAUCGACCGUCAGGAUGUUUUGCCCUACUUCGACACAAUUUUAUAUAAUACGAAUAAUGCUAAUUGUUCCAUAGAAGAACUGCAAAAAUCGUUGCUUGAUAGAGUUGAUGUUUUUCUAAAGUCUUCCACUGCACUUACUGAGGAUGAGGUCCACCCUGAUCUACCAUACGAUAUUCAUCAGUGUCAACCUCUUGUGGAUCGCAGACUGACCAGAUCGCUGAGUAAACGAAAAUCUUCUGAGGGGCCCCUGCAAUGCGUAACUAUGGCGAAGCGUCCUCGUCGCAGCUCUAUAUCUCUUCUGUCCUCAUCCUCAGGCGAGAUUCCAGGGACCUCUUCAAGUUCUUCAUCCUUAGAUAAGUCUCUGAUGCACGAUCUGGUCAAGAGCUGUUGUGGCCAGGUGCACUCGGCCAUAAUGGCUUACACUCUAGCUGGUCCAUCCAUGCAAACGAUUCUCAAUGCCUCUCUUGUCAGCAUGCUCGCUGUUCUCCACUUCACCCUCUCUCAGUCCUUUGGUUCAGCCAACCAGCCAAAUACCUUAUCUAUCGCCUCAACCUCCCCUUACGCCAUCCCGGUGCUCACCACCAAUACAAACCAACUCCUAGCCCCCAACGCCACCGCUGUGCUCCACGCCCCCGGUGCUCUCUCUCACUCCCGUCUCCUCGCUGCAAUGCCUCAUCUAGUCUCCAUGGUGCGGCUGCACAUGUCCUCCUUCGCCUACCCCCUCCGCAUUCCUCAAAGCCUUCGGCCUGCUGCGGAGCCACCCGCUCCUCAGUUGCCUUUGCAUCAUCCCACUCUCACGGUAUCUCAGAGCGGUGACCUCUUCCAGCGUCGGAUCCUGCUCACUGGGGGAGUAGGUAUCACGGCCUCGGCGAAUGAUUCGUGCAUCCACUGCUACUGUCGCAUCCGACUUCGUAUUAAAAUUGAUAUCGGUGCCUCACGGGACGCGCUGAGCCUGAUUCACGUGGAUCGACCUGACCCCUUCACCCGUCAGGUCGACAUGUUCUUGCAGGCCUCCAACCUCCUUCGCUCCCGCUGUCCUAAUGAGUAUAUCUGCAGCCUACGAUUCAACCGACUCCAUCAUCUGGAGGCCUUCUGGCAUGAUUAUACAACUGGUGUGCUUAGAAGAAUAAUCAUGGCAAAUCUGCUGCAUCCAGAAACUCAUAGUCUAGUGGGUUUGGGUUCUUGGGCAUUGAGUGACGACAGCCCUAUCCCGAGCAGCACAACAGACGCCACGGAAAGGUCUAAUAGACGUGGAGAUGCGGGAUCGUCGUCUUCACGCCAAUCGCGUCGAGUCCGGGUUUCACGUAGUCGCUCUUCGUCCUCACGAGCAUCGGAGGCGGAAAUGGGGGAUUCAGCCGUCCCUGCAUCAGUACCAUCAGCGUUGGCUAUGUCGCAGCACGCACCACUGGAGUCGCUUCGACGGGCACUCCUGUCAGUGCGUCGUCAUUUAUUCCACCUCUCCAUUGUGGAGCCACAAUCGGCCGUGCCACUACAACAACCGGGCCAGCAGCAUCAGGAUCCACCACCGCCACCAGCACAUCCACAGCACCAACAGCCUGUCCUCCCCGCCGGUGAUUUUGAUCUCUUCCUCUUUGUGUCUCGCCGUGAGUACGAAAACUCGCGGCUCCUGUUGAUGCGAAAUGAGCGAACCAUUCCUAGCCUUUGCCGGCUUGUGGCUGCUUCCCAGUUCAUGCCCUCCCCCUCGGCUACAGCGACAGCCGCGGCUGCUCCUGUUUCAUCCCCCUCUGACAGAUCCCCUCAGGGCCACCCAUCUUCUCCUUAA